CUUAAGCUUAAACUAAGCAGAGAGGAGCUCAUCGUCUCUCUCAAAGACACUACAGAAGACUGCAUGGAUGGGGCCGAACAAGCUGCUCAUUUUUCUAAUCACACUGUUGGUCAUGAUGAGGGGGCUGCUCACACUCACGGCACUGUUUGUGGCCGUUCUCAGCAAGGACACCUUUGAGAGGCAUCAGGUGCUUCGCAUCACUGCAAAGGAUGAAGCCCAGUUGGCUCUUAUCAAGGACCUGGAGGACAUGCUUGAAUUUAAUCUGGAUAUCUGGAGGGGUGUUACCGAUGUUACCAGUCCUGUGGAUAUCAGAGUCCCCUUUGAGAGCCUGCAGUCUGUCAAAAUGUACCUGGAGUCUCAGGACAUUGACUACUCAGUCAUGAUCAGAGAUUUGCAGGUAUUGCUCGAUGAGCAGCAGGAGGAGAUGGAAUCUGCCACUCGUGUUGCUCAGCCCAAAAACACAGACAGCUUUGACUACUCCAACUACCACACUAUCGACGAGAUCUACAGCUUUCAGGAUAUGCUUGUGGCUGAGAACCCCAACUUAGUCAGCAAGAUUGUGAUUGGCCAGAGCUACGAGGGUCGCCCCCUGAAUGUGCUCAAGUUCAGCACUGGAGGAACUAACCGUUCUGCCAUCUGGAUGGACACCGGAAUCCACUCGAGAGAGUGGGUCACUCAGGCAUCCGGUACCUGGUUCGCUAAGAAGAUUGUGACUGAUUAUGGAACUGACCGUACUCUCACUGCCAUCCUCAACCACAUGGACAUCUACCUGGAGAUCGUGACCAACCCUGACGGUUUUCACUACUCCCUCAACAGCAACCGAAUGUGGCGCAAAACCAGGAAGCCCAACCCUGGGUACAGCUGUGCUGGAGUUGAUCCCAAUAGGAACUGGGAUGCUGGUUUUGGAAGUGUCGGUGCCAGUGGAUACCCCUGCUCAGAGACCUACCAUGGACCCUAUGCUCACUCUGAGCCUGAGGUCAAGUCUAUUGUGGACUUUGUGAAGGCCCAUGGUAACAUCAAGGCCUUCAUCUCCAUCCAUGCCUACUCUCAGAUGCUCCUGUACCCCUAUGGCUACACCAGUACUCCUGUCAAGGAACAGGUUGAACUGCACAACCUGGCUAGGUCGGCCAUCACUAAGUUGGCUUCUAUGUAUGGUACUAGCUACAAAUGCGGCAGCAUCAUCAGCACCAUCUACCCAGCUAGCGGUAACACCAUCGACUGGACCUAUGACCAGGGCAUCAAAUACUCCUACACCUUCGAGCUGAGGGACACCGGCCGCUAUGGUUUCCUUCUGCCAGCCGAACAGAUCAUUCCCACUGCCAGUGAGACCUGGCUGGCUCUGAUGGUCAUCAUGGAUUACGCCUACAAUAACCCAUACUGAUCUGCGUGAAGGAGAGUGUCUGUAUGCAGACUCACUGUGGAGAAAUUAAACUGAAAUCUUCAUCAUCAUGCUCAUUAUCAUCCUCAUGACUCAUUCAACACUGAACGACACAGACAAAUAAAAG
Cheilinus undulatus (humphead wrasse) is the source of this 1505-nucleotide messenger RNA. Its product is annotated as carboxypeptidase A1-like. The transcript is spliced from 12 exons. Bases 68 to 1381 code for a protein of 437 amino acids. Gene Ontology annotation, molecular function: metallocarboxypeptidase activity; zinc ion binding. Gene Ontology annotation, biological process: proteolysis. The record is from RefSeq and is a predicted model, not a curated record. Lineage: Eukaryota; Metazoa; Chordata; Actinopteri; Labriformes; Labridae.